This is a messenger RNA of Geodia barretti, 495 nucleotides long. NCBI's taxonomy places the organism in Eukaryota, Metazoa, Porifera, Demospongiae, Tetractinellida, Geodiidae. The record is from the annotation of a GenBank genome assembly.
GUCCAGUGGCAGAGAGACACCUCAAUUGUCUGUCCUGAUCUUAAUGAUAUUGGUAGUAGUAUCACUGUGACUAGCAGUAAUUUUACUGGACGUACAAUAACUGGACUGGAGCCUGGCAAUAGGUACACCAUCACUGUGAUAGUCUCUAAUGGAGCUGGUAGUGGUCCUGUCAGUAAUGCUGUUACUGCAAUGACUAUUGCAACUGCCCCAUCUGCCCCUCCUCCUGAUUUGACUGUAACUGAUGUGAAUUCCUCCACCAUCACUGUCGAGUGGGGGGAGGUGCCAUGUAUCAAUCAGAAUGGAGCCAUCACAGGAUACUCAGUCCAGUAUGGAGUGAUGGAGAGUGGGAACACAGAGAUUGUUAAUGUUGAUGGAGCUACUGUGAAUGAAGCCACCAUCACUGGUCUCAUGCCAUCCACUACCUACUCCAUCCAAGUAGCGGCAGUCAACCGUGCUGGUACCAGAGAGUACAGUGACCCAGAAAUGGCUGAAACU